Molecule: messenger RNA, 3042 nt
Organism: Mytilus californianus (California mussel)
Lineage: Eukaryota; Metazoa; Mollusca; Bivalvia; Mytilida; Mytilidae
Product: collagen alpha-1(IV) chain-like
Exons: 4
Coding region: 1-3042 (1013 amino acids)
Source: RefSeq, a predicted model, not a curated record
AUGAAGGGAGAAGGAAUUGAAGGAGAAGUAGGAAUGAAAGGUGCUUUGGGAACAAAAGGCUCAAAGGGAAUGCUAGGUCCACAGGGUAUGGACGGUGAACUGGGUGAAAAGGGCAGAACAGGCCGCAAUGGUCGAAGGGGACGUAGAGGCCGGCUGGGAAAAGAUGGAGAAAACGGACAAAGGGGAUCCAAAGGUGCAAUCGGCGACAAAGGGAAAAAAGGCAUGAAGGGAUAUAAAGGCAUAAAAGGACAAAAAGGAUCGAAAGGCCAUAAAGGAAUGAAAGGAUAUAAAGGCAACAAAGGCUACAAAGGCGUGAAGGGUAACAAAGGUUACAAAGGUCAAAAGGGAUUUAAAGGUUAUAAAGGACUAAAGGGUAUUAACGGAAGCAAAGGAUUAAAAGGCUAUAAAGGAUAUAAAGGACAAAAAGGGUUUAAAGGUUUAAAGGGACAAAAAGGUUUUAAAGGGUACAAGGGACAAAAAGGAUAUAAGGGUAGCAAGGGAAUGAAGGGAUACAAGGGAUAUAAAGGUGAAAAGGACAAUAAAGGUUACAAAGGUCAAAAAGGAUACAAAGGUGACAAAGGUCAAAAAGGUUAUAAAGGUUACAAAGGACAAAAAGGAUAUAAAGGUAAUAAGGGAAUAAAAGGAGAUAAAGGAUACAAAGGACAAAAAGGCUUAAAAGGAAACAAAGGACAGAAAGGAUAUAAAGGAUACAAAGGACAGAAAGGAUUCAAAGGAUACAAAGGUCAAAAAGGAACUAAAGGUUACAAAGGACAAAAAGGAACUAAAGGUUACAAAGGAAUAAAGGGAUUUAAAGGCUACAAAGGUCAGAAAGGUUACAAAGGUUUAAAAGGAGUAAAAGGAUUAAAAGGGCAAAAAGGAGUGAUAGGACAAAAAGGAUAUAAAGGACAAAAGGGUAAUAAAGGUUACACGGGUCAAAAAGGCUAUAAAGGAGAAAAAGGACGAAAAGGAUAUAAAGGUAUAAAGGGAAUGAAAGGAUACAAAGGAUUUAAAGGCGAAAAGGGACAAAAGGGAUACAAAGGCGAAAAAGGAACGAAAGGCUUUAAAGGAAAUAAAGGAGAAAAGGGCUAUAAAGGUUACAAAGGAGGAAAGGGUUACAAAGGUAACAAAGGGCAGAAGGGAUACAAAGGUUAUAAGGGAACGAAAGGAUAUAAAGGUCAAAAGGGACAAAAGGGAUCUAAGGGUUACAAGGGCAAAAAAGGAUAUAAAGGAGAAAAGGGAAAAAAAGGACUUAAAGGAUUGAAAGGACUAAAAGGAUACAAAGGUUAUAAAGGACAAAAAGGUUAUAAGGGAUUGAAAGGACAAAAAGGAUACAAAGGUUUAAAGGGCCAAAAGGGUCACAAAGGUUUUAAAGGACAAAAAGGAUACAAAGGACAAAAGGGAACAAAAGGUUUAAAAGGAUAUAAGGGACAAAAAGGUAGUAAGGGUUACAAAGGAGAAAAGGGAUACAAAGGUAAUAAAGGGCACAAAGGUUAUAAAGGUUAUAAAGGAAUGAAGGGAUAUAAAGGUGAUAAGGGGCAAAAGGGAAAUAAAGGUUAUAAAGGACAGAAGGGAAUUAAAGGCGUUAAAGGACAGAAAGGCGUUAAAGGUUUCAAGGGAAUGAAAGGCUUUAAAGGAUAUAAAGGUCAAAAAGGAAGUAAAGGAUACAAAGGACAGAAAGGAAAUAAAGGUUAUAAAGGACAGAAAGGAAACAAAGGAUAUAAAGGAAUGAAAGGUUAUAAAGGAGAAAAGGGAUUCAAAGGUAAAAAGGGAUUCAAAGGAUACAAAGGAGAAAAGGGUUAUAAAGGAUUCAAAGGACAAAAGGGACAUAAGGGAUAUAAAGGAAUGAAAGGGAUGAAAGGAUACAAAGGACAAAAAGGAACUAAGGGAUAUAAAGGUCAUAAAGGCUUUAAAGGAUAUAAGGGACAAAAAGGAUACAAAGGUAAUAAAGGAAUGAAAGGAAAUAAAGGUAACAAAGGACAGAAAGGAUAUAAAGGUUACAAAGGUCUUAAAGGUGACAAAGGUUAUAAAGGACAAAAAGGAUUAAAAGGCUUCAAAGGAAUAAAGGGAUAUAAAGGUAACAAAGGUCAAAAAGGUUAUAAAGGACUCAAAGGUCAAAAGGGUUAUAAAGGACUCAAAGGACAAAAGGGAUAUAAAGGAUAUAAAGGACAGAAAGGAAUUAAAGGAUAUAAAGGACAGAAAGGAAUUAAAGGAAUUAAAGGACAGAAAGGAUUUAAAGGGAAAAAAGGACACAAAGGUUAUAAAGGCUACAAAGGACAAAAGGGUAAUAAAGGUUAUAAAGGACAAAAAGGACAUAAGGGAGAAAAGGGAAUGAAGGGAAACAAAGGAUAUAAAGGUAAAAAAGGACAAAAAGGAUAUAAAGGCAAAAAAGGUUAUAAAGGUUUUAAAGGACAAAAAGGAUAUAAAGGUUAUAAAGGUCAAAAGGGCAACAAAGGUUAUAAAGGACAGAAAGGAUAUAAAGGAGAAAAGGGAAUGAAAGGCAAUAAAGGGGUUAAAGGACAGAAGGGUUAUAAGGGUAUUAAAGGAAUAAAGGGUUAUAAAGGUAUGAAAGGAUCAAAAGGUAAUAAAGGUUACAAAGGAAUGCAGGGGCAAAAGGGAAAUAAAGGAGAGAAGGGGCUCAAAGGAUACAAAGGAAUGAAAGGGCAGAAAGGAUACAAGGGACUCAAAGGACCAAAAGGUUAUAAGGGAAUGAAAGGAUAUAAAGGGACCAAAGGACAAAAAGGAUAUAAAGGGACCAAAGGACAAAAAGGAUAUAAAGGUUACAAAGGACAAAAAGGUUAUAAGGGAUUUAGAGGACUGAAAGGCGUAAAAGGAGCAAAGGGGCAACAAAAUACAGAAAAAGGAAGAAAAGGAGGAUUAGGUGAGAAAGGCUUGAAAGGAGUUAAAGGAGAACCCGGUCCUAAAGGAGCUAAAGGAAGGAAAGGGAGAAAGGGACUUAAAGGUGAUAAGGGUGAAUAUGAGAGGCAUACUGGUGUAGGUAAAUGUAACAGCAGUGAUUGGUCAGUUAACAUUGUCUUAGCAUGA